AUGGCGACAGCUAGAGAGAAGGCGACGCGGCUGGUUGAGCUUCUCAACACGAAAGGCCAAGGUGACUACAUCGGGGAGCCGAUCUCCCAAUUAGCGCACUCGCUGCAAGCAGCACAUCUGGCCAAGACCAACAAUGCCGACGAAGAGACUGUGAUUGCGGCGUUGCUGCACGAUAUCGGCCAGUUUCUUCCAGCGUCUGAGGUGCAAGCUAUCGCGCACGAGGUCCGCGAUAUGAACUCUCAAGAUGAUGCAUCGGCGGGCGGCGUUGGCAGAGUUGGCCAUGAGCGGAUCGGUGAAGAGUACCUUCUCAAGUAUGGCUUCUCGCAGAAAGUCGCUGCGCUGGUUGGGAGCCAUGUUGCCGCCAAGCGAUAUCUUUGUGCCACCGACCCCGGCUACCACGAUACGCUGUCCGAAGCCAGCAAGAAGUCGUUGAUGUUCCAGGGUGGCCCAAUGAAGGGUGCCGAGCUGGACGGGUGGGCUGCCAACCCGUGGUGCUCAGAGAUGUGCCAACUGAGGAAGUGGGACGACGGGGCGAAGAUUGUUGGCUUGGAGGUAGCACCGGCUGAGUCUUAUGAAGCCACAAUGGCGAGGCUGUUGGCGGCGUAG
Messenger RNA from Zasmidium cellare ATCC 36951, 606 nucleotides. RefSeq lists its product as uncharacterized. NCBI's taxonomy places the organism in Eukaryota, Fungi, Ascomycota, Dothideomycetes, Mycosphaerellales, Mycosphaerellaceae. The transcript is spliced from 2 exons. The record is from RefSeq and is a predicted model, not a curated record. The coding region runs from base 1 to 606 and encodes 201 amino acids.